AUGACAGAGAUUAUCAUACUUUUUUCCGGGGAGUGCGGUGCAGCGCAAUGCGCGGAGCAUGGCGCAGGCGCAGCUCCCCGGCCGCCGGGUACGCAAUGCGCUUGCGCCUGUCCCCAGCGCGCGCCGCUCUUCAGGGAGGACCGGGAACUAUGCGUUGAUGAUCUACCAGAAUGCUCUUUGGCGACUUUCGGUACCGGUGUCGGCGUACGCAUACCAUUUGUAUAUUUACCUUUAAAGGGUCAAAUUAUACAUCCGUCCAGGGAGAUCAACUUUCAUAAUGUCAAAACUCCGAUAUGCGCGGUGUCCGGUGCGCAAUUUCUCACGCGCAAAGGCUUCGUAGAUCUACGGAACACGCUCGACGCUGACGUCCCCUUCAGCCUUUUCCGAGAUGAAGGUCGUACGUUCUUGCAGUGGAGCGGCGAGGAUGAGUUGCGUACGCGAAUGUCAGGCCGGGUACUAGUGGUACGCUUGUUGUGCCGCGACGUGUCAGCCACUCCAGCAUCACCGCUGGAUCUACGUGGCGUCUUCACACCAUGUGUAGCCUUCAGAGUACAAGGCACACCCAUCAGAUCACCUAGCAAUAUAACUGAAGUUCAGUUCGCACCGAAUGCACAAACUGCAAGCACCGUCGUUACUUCCGGACUAACUGUUACUGAAUACGUAGUUAUAGGAAUUAGUUCUCUACUCCUCGGUCUUAUUUACGUUGCAUCAGUUUUCUUAUAUCUACACAUACGAAAACGUCGAAAAGCAGCCUCCGAAGAAAAUAAUGCAAGAAAACUUAAAAGUAUAAAGAGCAAAGAUGGCAAAAUCCUAACCGAACGAGACAUAGUAAGAAUUAAUAAUGAACGUAUACAAACAUUACCAAAUGUUCUCGGACAAGAUGAUGGUGUUAUUAAGAAAAAUCCUUUAUUAAGUAGACAGUACCAUGACAAGGGUGGGUUUCCAAGUGACUCUGGUAGUAAUGUAUCAGAUUCUGAUGACUUCGCCGGCAGUAGUUCACGAAGCGAAGAAAACGUAUGCAAAAAACAAACUACAUCAGCGGUCGUUCAUCUCCAAAGUAGAGAAAUGAGACAUCAAAAUGAUACAGAUGUUGCUCACCGAGAUGAAUCAGGAAUUGAAAAACUACCCGACGAACACGUAUCUAUAGUUGAGACAAUAGAUGAUAGAGAAAUAACACGACCUGUUGGCACCACACGACGGAAACUAUACUUCAAUCCAGCGUACUUUGAACCACAAUUAAUGGCUGAACCACCCCCAGCUGCUCUUGAAUUUCUAACAAAAAUAAGGGAAGUUAUUUCAAUAGCAAAACACAAAAUGGCUGCUAAACGUUUUCAUCCUGUUCUAAAUGAAAUACCCGAAGAAGAGACUUAUUCUGGGAAUAGCUUAGAUUUGUAUCACGGUUUAGGAAGCCAACGUAGCGGUAGUAUAUUAAGUCUUAAACGAGAGAAUAGUAGAAAGAAAUCAGUGAAUUGUGUCGGUUGUCCGGGAUGUACUAAUAGUGAUUCGAAAAAUCACAUGAAAACUGACGUUAUAAAAUGUACCGGUUGUCUUAAUACAAAAGGUGAUAAACAAAGUAGCAUACGCAAAUGGUUAGAAAAUAUACCUAAUGGAAAACAGAUGUACAGCGAUAUAUCUGAUAAUAGUCAAAAUUUAUCAGAAUCUCUUUUAUCUUUACCUAAUAUUGAAAAUAGAUGCCGAAUUAAAAAACAAGGAAGCUUUUCAUCAUGUAACUCUAUGUAUUCAAGUGAUCAUGUUCACGCAUCUAAUAGAUCUUCAACACGUUCUGUCAGAUCUGAACCAUCAAGAAACUACAAUAUACCAUUACCUGACUUCAACAAUGUUGAAUGUGACCACAUCAAUCAAUGUCAGACAAACGCUAUAGAAGAUUUCCCCUUGAAUGACUAUAGAUCAGGCAGUUCAAGGAGUUACAAAACACUACAGCGUAGAAAUAAAAUUCUAAAUAAUAAAAAUUUAUUACCAGAUAUGGUAAAUGAAGCUAUCGCGUUAGAACACUGUGCGAAAUCUGAAAAUACUAGCAGUUCUGAUGAAGAGAAAUUUAUGACCAGAUCAUUGAAUAUUGAUGGUCAAAGCACAUUAACAAGACAUAAAUCUGACAGCCCGAAUGGUAACGAUUACGAGACUGAUAGUUUAGAAAGAACGACUAACAAAAAGAGAAUUUUAACACCAACCGAUUACCCAGAAGUUUCUUCUUCACAAGCAAGUCCCAGUUUAAGCAACGCUUUACCUUUAGAAGAGGAACUAACAAUGAGAAAUGCUGUAUAUAAAACGAAUUCAAGUAGUAAUAGCAAUACUCCUUCACCGCAAAGAGAUAUGUGUACGGAUCAAAAUCAUUAUGAAAUAAUUGAAAAAAUACCUACCACUUCUCCUAAUCCUAUAGAAAUUAAAAAUAAUCCAAAAGAGAAAAGCGAUUACAGUUUAGUAAGCGAAGUGUACGUUAACAAUAAUUAUAAUUUCGGCAGUACACCAACUACUCCUAGUGGUUCAGACUGCUCUAUGGGAAGUAGAAAAUUCACUCAAUUGGAAAACGGUGAAGAAAAACCAGGUUGCUUAACCAUCGAAGUAAAAGAUCCACCAGAGAACUACAUAAAGAUUCACGAAUCUGAUGGUUUUGAGCCGGAUACAUUAGAUCGUAAACAUCCUAAGAAUAAAGAUUUUAUACCUAAUAUUCAGUUUAGUCGAAAAGAUUUAGUUGAAACUAUCGAGAACAAUGAUAAACAGCCCCAAAGAAUACAACUUAGGAGCAGUGGUACCUUUAAAAAAACUUCAAAUCAAGUUGAAUAUACAGCAAAAUUUAACAGUUUAAAAAAUGAAACCGUACAAAAUUGUCAGGUUACCUCAGAUACAGGAACUAAACCCAUAGAAGAUGAUGAUACAUGGGAUGAUAGUGGAUGGAACCCAGAAGAAGGUCGAAUAUUAACCUUAGAAUAUAGACAUUCUAAAAGACAACGCCAAUGUACACCACCCACAAUAAAACAGUUAAAAAACUUAGCUAGACCUGAUAUUUUGCCUCCAUUACCACCAACCGAAGACUCAUCUUUGUACGAGCAACCAAUAAUUCCAGCUAGACGAGUUGAAAAUGAUAGAACAACUGAAGGAUCGUAUUCAAAAAACUCGAAAACCAGAAGCCUCAGUCCGAAACAAAUUACCACAUUGGCAGAACCUAAUCCUAAUAGAGAUUUAAACUAUGGAUCAUCCUGCAGUCCAAUGAGAGCUUCUGUCCAAUCAACUUCAGAAUGUGGUCAAUAUGACCAUAUGCCUUCCACCGCAAAUUGUAUACCGACUAUGCCAAAAACUAGUGUUUGCAGGAAUUCAAAUCGACGAAUUGGUAGAAAUUGUUGCAGUAAUAUAGACACUGGGACUUUCGUUCGGGGUAAAGAUGAUGGUCAUAGAACUAAAUAUAGGCGAAAAAAGGGUAAUAUAGACGAUUCUGGUUAUCUAAGCAGUGACUCUACAUGUUCUAGACAAAUAAAUAGAAAAUUAGUGAUAGCUAAAAUAGUUAAUGCUAGUGAUACAGACGAUACUGAAAACGAAGCGAGGAGUGAAUCCGGUGCUGAAAGUACAGAGACGCAUUCAGUGUAUUUUGGAAGUUUUAGAAAGUUGCCAUCAAGUGAUGACAAUUCAAAUAGUAGUCAGACAUUUAGAAAUAGUUUACGUGAAAUUAAACGAUAGAUACAAAUAUUAUUUAAUUUAAAAUAAAUAAUAAUAAGUGUGUGCAAUAAGUGAU
Molecule: messenger RNA, 3745 nt
Organism: Papilio xuthus (Asian swallowtail)
Lineage: Eukaryota; Metazoa; Arthropoda; Insecta; Lepidoptera; Papilionidae
Exons: 8
Coding region: 1-3690 (1229 amino acids)
Biological process (GO): imaginal disc-derived wing hair organization
Cellular component (GO): cell cortex
Source: RefSeq, a predicted model, not a curated record